This is a messenger RNA of Lolium rigidum, 739 nucleotides long. RefSeq names its product protein SODIUM POTASSIUM ROOT DEFECTIVE 2-like. The transcript has 3 exons. The record is from RefSeq and is a predicted model, not a curated record. Lineage: Eukaryota; Viridiplantae; Streptophyta; Magnoliopsida; Poales; Poaceae. The coding region runs from base 1 to 567 and encodes 188 amino acids. Gene Ontology annotation, molecular function: metal ion binding.
AUGAGGAGCGGCGGGAUGAUGUGCCGGUCGCACGCGGCGACGGCGGUGUGCGUGCCGGGGGACGCGCGGUCCAUGGUCGUGGGCCGCCGCGCCGACCGGACCAUCGCCGAGGACGCGCGCAUCCUGCACGACGUCAGGUACGUGCGCCUUGGUGGCGGCGGAUGCGACGGAGCCGGCGCCACGCGCGUCUCGUCCAGGCGUGCCGCGGCGCCGCCCAUGCCGAGGCGGCGCGGGGCGCCAGUGGCCGUGACGCUGCCCAUGGUCACCAAGAGCCCCAAGGAGACGCCGGCAAGGGACACGGCGGCUGCCAAGCGGACACCCGCCGCGCCGCCCACCGCCGCUCCUGCAACCGGAGACCAGGUCCUCCAGGUGGUGGUGAUGAAGGUGGCUAUACACUGCCAGGGCUGCGCAGGGAAAGUUAGGAAGCACAUCUCCAAAAUGGAAGGGGUGACGUCGUUCAGCAUCGAUGUGGAGAGCAAGAAGGUGACGGUGAUGGGUCACGUGUCCCCGGCGGGCGUCCUGGAGAGCAUCUCCAGGGUCAAGAAGGCCGAGCUGCUCCUCUGCUGAAUCUCCAACAUGCCCAGCCAUGAAUGCCAGCUGCAGAGGACGACGAGGAAGAAGGAAGAAGCUGUGUUGGGUUAGAGAGAGAAGAAGAAGUUAAGGUUAGGGUUGUACUGACCGGGGAAAGGACGACAUGCAUGGGCGUGAGAUAGUUGGAUCCAUGAAAGCUUUGGAGUCA